Ramularia collo-cygni is the source of this 1851-nucleotide messenger RNA. RefSeq names its product related to YAP1802-Yeast Adaptor Protein, member of AP180 protein family. Bases 1 to 1851 code for a protein of 616 amino acids. Gene Ontology annotation, biological process: vesicle budding from membrane; clathrin coat assembly; clathrin-dependent endocytosis. The transcript has a single exon. Gene Ontology annotation, molecular function: SNARE binding; phosphatidylinositol-4,5-bisphosphate binding; clathrin heavy chain binding. The record is from RefSeq and is a predicted model, not a curated record. Gene Ontology annotation, cellular component: clathrin-coated pit; clathrin-coated vesicle. Lineage: Eukaryota; Fungi; Ascomycota; Dothideomycetes; Mycosphaerellales; Mycosphaerellaceae.
AUGCCUAGAGCCCGGAACGACUUCGAAAGCUCCGUGAAGGGAGGAACCAAAGUAAAGCUUGCGCCCCCCAAAUCCAAAUAUGUCGAGCACAUCCUCAUUGCGACCCAAUCUGGAGAUGCUGGAGUGGCCGAAGUCUUCCGCACUCUCACCCACCGGCUUCGCGACUCCACCUGGACGGUAGCGUUCAAGGCGCUCAUCAUCGUGCAUUUAAUGAUCAAGGAGGGUGCGCAAGAUGCGACAUUACGAUAUCUGGCUGUUGCGCCGCGAAACCGGCUUGCGAUCAACAGCUUCACCGACGUGCAGACGCAAGGUCAGAACAUAAGAGUCUACUCGGAGUAUCUGCUUUCAAGAGCAAUGGCAUAUGAGAAGGCAAAGUKUGACCAUGUACGGGCUGGGGAAGGGCGCAUGAAGCGGCUAUCCGUGGACAAGGGCCUCCUGAGGGAGACGGAGGUGGUCCAAGACCAGAUAAAGGCACUUGUAAAGUGCGAUUUGCUCAACCACGAGACGGAGAACGAGAUCUCCCUGACUGCUUUCCGGCUGCUCACGCGGGACCUGCUGGACCUAUACAAUGUCGAGAACGAAGCCGUGAUGAAUGUCCUGAGUCGCUAUUUCGAAAUGUCCAGACCGGACGCCGAGCGAGCGAUUAAGAUCUACAAGGUGUUUUGCAAGCAGACUGAGCAGGUUGUACAAUACCUGAGCGUUGCACGGCAAUACGAAUAUGCCACGAGGCUAGAGAUUCCCAAGCUCAAGCAUGCACCAACUAGUCUGGCCGCUUCGCUUCAAGAAUAUCUAGACGACAAGGACUUCGAAAUCAAUCGAAGGCAAUACCUCGCGGAACAGGAUGCGACUAAGGGCGGCAAGCCCUUCGCCAAAGCAGCAGCAUCGAAAUCUUCGGGAGCAGCUGUAGUUAAAGCAACCCCUUCUGGAAAUGCGCCCUCAGCUCCACCGGCCAAAGGUCCUGCCCCCGACCUGAUUGACUUCUUCUCUUCCAUCGAGCAGAACCAGUCCACAAUGCAGACAAACCCUUUCUUGCAACAACAGCAGCAGCAGCAGCAGCAGCAGCCAAUUGCAGGCUUUGGCCAACCACCUCAGGGAAAUGUGAGCUAUCAGCAGCCUCUUCAGCAACAAGCGACAUCAAACGGUUUUGGGGGAGAUGUCACUGGCAGCAAUCCUUAUCAACAGUUGCAGCAGCAGGCCCAGCCGCAACCGCUACAGACACAAUUCACCGGAGCUGGCUUUGGUGGAUAUGGGCCACAGCCCACCCAGCAACAACAGUCUCUGGUAACAGGAAAUGCAUUCGCUCAGAAUCAGCAGCUACCCUUUUCAAGUCCUGUACAAGCUCAGCCGACCGGCCAAAUGCAGCCGCAAACGACGAACCCGUUCCGGCAGUCCAUGAUGACUACAGGGGGAGGCGCAGCUUUGGCUGGUGCCUUUGGGCAGCAGCAGCAGCAGCCGGAGCGACAGGCCACCAACCCAUUCGCCCGAAUCGCUGUUCCCCCUGCUAUACCCGAAAACGGUCCAUCGCCUCCGCCUCAGCCAUAUCAGACAUCACAAGUUCAACCACUAAAAGCUCAGACAACAGGCACGAACCCAUUUACACGGAUCAACACGCCAUUGCAACAACCAACACCCCCGAUUUCGCCCGCAAACGCACUCCAAGUACAGCCCACAGGCAGCACAAAUCCUUUCAGACAGUCAACGUUUGUCAAUUCGGCAACGGGAAGUGGAUGGCAGAAUGCCCCGCAAGGAACUUUGGGAGGUCUGCAGACGGAGCAAGUGCAGACAGUGCCUGUCUUUCCAAGACCGGGCCAGGUGAAUCAGCCGCAGCAGCAACCUUGGGGACAGUUUUGA